AUGACCGUCACAGAAGCUGCCCAGACUACCAAUCAGGCCUUUGUACUGCAUCCCGGCGGCACAUUUACAUUCGAAGAACGCAGCAUACCCACACUCCAGUCAGACCGAGAUGUCAUAGUCCGAGUCAUGGCCACAGGUCUCUGUGGUUCAGAUGUCCACUACUGGCAACACGGCCGGAUAGGCCCAUAUGUCGUCGAAGGCCCAAUAACCCUAGGUCACGAGUCAACAGGAGUGGUAGUAGAGAGCGGAAGCGGAGUCCAAGGCCUAGCCGUUGGAGACCGUGUCGCCCUCGAACCUGGCAUCGCCUGUAACACCUGCAAUCAUUGUCGCAACGGCCGCUACAACCUGUGUAAGGCGAUGCGAUUCGCCGCAACACCUCCUUACGACGGAACACUCGCUACCUACUAUCGCUUACCUGCAGAAUGCUGUUUCAAGCUCCCACCCCACAUCUCCAUGCGCGACGGCACCCUGAUCGAACCUCUGAGUGUAGCUGUGCACAGCUGUCGCUUGGCAGGUUUCAUGCAGGAUAAAUCAGUGAUUAUAUUCGGAGCUGGGCCGGUCGGAUUGCUCUGCUGUGCUGUUGCGCGGGCCUUUGGUGCGUCAACGGUAGUCGCUGUGGACGUUGUCCCGGCUCGGCUUGCUUCUGCGGUGAAAUAUGGUGCUACGCACACAUAUCAAAUGAGCGAUGAGACGGCGGAUAAGAAUGCGGUGGAUUUGUUGGCGGCUGCUGGUUUGGAUGGUGCUGAUGUUGCUCUGGAUGCCACUGGGGCUGAGCCUUGUCUGAACUGUGGUAUCCUUGCCCUCGCGCAGGGUGGGACUUUCAUUCAAGUGGGUUUGGGGAAACCGAACCUGUCGGUUCCGGUUGGUCAGAUCUGUGAUAAAGAGAUUGUUUUCAAGGGAAGCUUUCGGUACGGGCCUGGAGACUUUAAACUGGCCAUUGGAUUGCUGGACUCGCGCCGGAUCAGGCUGGAUGGUCUCGUCACUCAUGAAUUUCCUUUCGGUCAGGCUGAGGACGCUUUCAAAAAUGUCGCUGGUCGUGGUGGGAUUAAGAGUGUGAUAUAUGGCCCGGAUGUCGAUGAGGAAGAGGCAAGAGCAAGUUUAGUAUAG
This is a messenger RNA of Penicillium concentricum, 1107 nucleotides long. RefSeq names its product NAD(P)-dependent alcohol dehydrogenase. The record is from RefSeq and is a predicted model, not a curated record. Gene Ontology annotation, biological process: D-sorbitol catabolic process. NCBI's taxonomy places the organism in Eukaryota, Fungi, Ascomycota, Eurotiomycetes, Eurotiales, Aspergillaceae. Gene Ontology annotation, molecular function: zinc ion binding; L-iditol 2-dehydrogenase (NAD+) activity. Bases 1 to 1107 code for a protein of 368 amino acids. The transcript is spliced from 3 exons.